Messenger RNA from Punica granatum (pomegranate), 1534 nucleotides. The record is from RefSeq and is a predicted model, not a curated record. NCBI's taxonomy places the organism in Eukaryota, Viridiplantae, Streptophyta, Magnoliopsida, Myrtales, Lythraceae.
ACAUUCCCAGUCUUCUCCGUGUCACCGCUGACUUUUCCGGUGUGGUCUUGACAGAGAUCUCUCUGCCGCCGAAAUCAGCCACCGCAGCACAGCCGCCGCCUCCGCGAUGGACCCUCUCUCCGCCCUACGCGACUUCACGAUCCGCGGCGAGCUCGACAAGAUAGUCCGGUUCGGCGACGAGUUCCGGUUCGGCUCCGAUUACGCCUUCCCCUGCACGGCGGAGACCGCCUACCGCUCCAAACAAGGGAACCUCUACACCCUCGAAACCCUCGUCUUCUACGUCAAGAACCACCAGCUAAAGCACACGGAGUACAUACAGAGCGCCCGCACGCAGCAGAUCCCGUCUGUCACCUUCAUUGACCGCAAGCCGCUGCUCGAGUACCUCCAGGGCAAGGUCGACACCACUGACGCCAUCGAGCUCUUCCCCUCCGCCCCCACCCCUGCCCCCGCCCCCGCCGCUGCCGAUGACGUCUCCAUGCCCGAGGCGGCCCCGACUGACUCUAGGGUUGUUGAUGAGCCCCCGGUCGUGGACUUCAUGUCGAUGAUCAGAGCGGUAGAGAGGCCGCUGAAGGACCGUGAAGCAUUACUGGAGUGUAGGAAUAGGGAUUUCUAUAGCGUUCUCAUUAAUUCUACGAAGCGCGAAGAGGAGAGGCAGAGACUGGAAUCGCAGCAGAGAAAAGACGGGUUGGUGGCGAAGAGUCGCCUAAUGGGCGCAGAAGAGAGGGGAGUAGGGUUCGGUGACGAGCUAGGUUACAAUGACUCUGGCCUGAAACCGAAAUUGAACUUAAAGGGUGGCAAUAUCGGUGAAGGAGUUCCUAUAAUUCUAGUCCCAAGUGCGUUUCAUACUUUGAUUACAAUAUACAAUGUAAAGGAGUUCUUGGAGGAUGGGGUCUUUAUUCCAACAGAUGUGAAGGCCAAGCAGAUGAACGGAACGAAGCCUGACUGCGUCACAGUGCAGAAGAAAUUUGGCAGGCAUCCGGUAUUGCCAGCUUAUGAAGUGAGGGAUAAGCCCUCUUCGUUGAAGCGAGAAGACUGGGAUCGUGUUGUAGCUGUUUUUGUACUGGGAAAAGAAUGGCAGUUCAAGGAUUGGCCUUUUAAGGACCACGUCGAGAUUUUCAACAAGAUUAUUGGAUUUUUCAUGCGGUUUGAAGAUGACAGUGUGGAGUCUGCAAAAACUGUGAAGCAGUGGAAUGUAAAAAUUGUCUCGAUAAGCAAGAACAAGAGACAUCAGGACAGAGCUGCUGCUCUUGAGGUUUGGGACUGGCUUGAACAUUUUAUACAGUCAAGAUCACAUGUUUGAUGUGCCAUAAACCAUUGUAAGGAGAGCGAUUUGAACGGUCGACCUCAGAUCUUUCCUGAGUUUCUCUAGUCUUUUGCAAUGUGUAAAGUUUAGCUGGGUUAGAAAGAAGCACCUCAGAUUGUCUUGCUUGUAGGAAAAUGUUCAGUAAAAUUUUUUCGUUAUAAAUUAAAAUUGAGAAUUGCUGGUCUUGUUUAUUUUUUGCUAGCAUUUUUAACCUAGUUUGAAGUUUCAUCA